AUGAAAGUUCCAAGUACCGAAAAACCAGACAUUUUCCAUCAUUUGGGUGCUUAUUUAGAUAAUUUCCAUAAUCCUCAAGAAGCAGUUUCUUUUGCUAGGGAUGUUAGUUCAAAUAUAGCUUAUGCUAAAGCUACUCCUACUUAUAACGCUAAGUCUUUAUUACGUAAAGUUUAUCAAAAUGUUCCUACUCCAACAAGUACCCACACUUUUGAGGAUUUAAUCGAUGAUAUCUACGAUGGCCAUGAUGCUGUUGACAAUUUAAUGGACUCCGUCAUCCAUCCUUUCUUAAGACAUUAG
Hyphopichia burtonii NRRL Y-1933 is the source of this 297-nucleotide messenger RNA. RefSeq lists its product as uncharacterized. NCBI's taxonomy places the organism in Eukaryota, Fungi, Ascomycota, Pichiomycetes, Serinales, Debaryomycetaceae. The record is from RefSeq and is a predicted model, not a curated record. Bases 1 to 297 code for a protein of 98 amino acids. The transcript has a single exon.